ACACCACGUUUUAGUAGCCUACUCCACACAAAAGCCACGUGUUUAACAAAGUGUGUUUAACCGCCCAAGGGGAGCAAGGCGUCCACCAAUCACAUUCCAACUCAUCUUUUUUGCAUGCCAUCCAUAAAAUUUCAUCGCCCGACGCUUGUUAGUCCUGCCAACAAUAACCGAUCCGCCACUAAGGGCAUUUUCGUCAAACAUUAAAUACUAAGCCAAUCCUGAUAGGUGUAUCCACGCAUGGAACCCAACUCCACACGCGUUAUUUAGCCACGCCAUUUUUUAUUGGUGGCAUCAGAGGCAAACGCACAACCUCCAGAUUAUAGAGAGAGAAACAGUGUGAUGGUCUCUCAACUGACUGAGCUCACUUGUCAAUAUUAUUGUCUAUUUAUCCGACAUGUGUUGCCAUGCAUGGACCCAUUACCAUGCUCAAAUCCCACAUGCCCCUUUCUCUAAACCUCUCAAACACGUACCCAUCGUACAUUUCCCAAGUGUCACCUUCUCCUGCCUCUUUGCUUCAUGCUGCCUUUCUCUCAUUGGCUUUCUCUCUCUCUUUAAACCCUCCCCUUAACAAAUCAUCCCUCUUUCUCAGUACACUGCCCACCAGUUUCUUCCAUCCUUUCCCUUCUCCAGGACUCUCGUCCUACCUACCCUUCCCCAUUUCGAUUUUCUCAGUGUUUUGUAAGCUUCACCAUGAUCAAGACCCUGAAUCCCUACUCCACAGCGAAAACCGCUGAGAUUAUGUCAAGGUACAGGCCCAUAGCACCAAAGCCUGAGCUUCCUUCGAACUCCCUGGGUGACACACCGUCAAUGUCUCAGAAGAUUAGGCAAUCUCCUUACCUCAGGAAUCUCUGGCCUCAAUUGCAAGCCAGGCCUACUAGAACCAGAAAGAGAGGCCGAGCUACCAUGUCUCCUCCCACCAUCAAAAGACCACGAACCCAUCUUCUUGGCUUUUCCUCUCCUAAUCAUGUGUUAUCCCCUGCUAGACAUCUCUCCUUGCAAGGUUUUGUUCAUGGGGUUUCUCAGCUCCCUAUUUCCAACCUCGCUGGUGUUAGUAGCAGGUCGGAAAAUCCCGUCACAGCUGCUUCAGAUUUGGUGACACUCCCUCUUCUUCCAUGUCAGCCAUCGGUUCCUGCUGUCGCGCCUGAAAUCAGUUGCAUGGAACCCCGUAAAGAGGUGGUCAUAGAUUUGAACACUACUGUGGCUGAAAUCCCUGAAGAGAAGGAUCUCCUGCAGCAACUACAAGAAACUCUCACCACCAAUGUGAUAGCACCGCUGCCAAUUCGACCAGUUGGCUCAACAAUUAGCGUUGGAUGCAUCAGUGAAGACCCAAGCUCAAUCCCACCACUGCAACUUCCAAAGAAACCAGAAGAGGUUGAACAAGAGGUUGAGUGCGAGUCCCUGCCUGCCGUGAUAUCCGACUCCAAGUACAGAGUGAGGCUGGCAAAUUCCGCCUACAAAGAAAUGGUGGGACAACCAGAGUGCUCGUGGCUUGACUUGAUGGUGACGGGAGACGGCAGGAUUGGCGGUAGCUCAUGCAAAAGGAUCUGUGGAGAAGUGGCACUUCAUCUCCCUGAUUCAAAGGUGCCUACAUCAUCAAAUGGUUUUUCAUGCUGGGUGAGAAUAGAAUGGGGAGAGGAGGGGAAGAAGAAAUCAAUCAAUAGUUUCUGUGAUGUUAUAAGAUUAUCCUGCGAGUCCAAGGAUUAUCUCUUCACUUGGAGGUUCCACACGCAUAACAGGGAGGGCUCUCAGUCCAGCACUACUGCUUGAAUACUUAAUUGUAUAAAGUAGUUCACUAGAAAACUCAUCUUAUCUACCAUGUAUACAUAAAAAUACAUCAAGUAUAUGUACAGUUUUUGUAAACUUUUCAGUUAGAAGUCAAAUUGUUCAGAA
Manihot esculenta (cassava) is the source of this 1890-nucleotide messenger RNA. RefSeq lists its product as uncharacterized. NCBI's taxonomy places the organism in Eukaryota, Viridiplantae, Streptophyta, Magnoliopsida, Malpighiales, Euphorbiaceae. Bases 691 to 1767 code for a protein of 358 amino acids. The transcript has a single exon. The record is from RefSeq and is a predicted model, not a curated record.